AUGCCGUCACCGAAUUUGCGAUAUGCAAUUGCUCAAUAUAGCUUCGAUGAUACAACAUUUUCGGAGCAACUUCCUACAACAUCACAAGAUAUCAGAAAAUUGGAUCUACUAAUCGGUGAUCGCAUUUGUAUUUGUGGUGAAUUAGAUGGUUGGGGUUUUGGAAGAAAAUUUGAUGAUCCACGUAAUGAAUUUGGUGUUUUCCCAUUGUCAUGCGUUGAAUUUGUUGGACAACCUUUGAUUGUCUCAACAACUGAUGGAAUUCUGGUUGGUGAUGAGAUUGCAAAAGUGGCGAAUGAGUGGUGGACGAAGAUUAAGGAAUUAUUGAUAACAACCACUGAAAUUUAUGGAUUUGAAGAAUUGAUGGAAUCAUUUAACGAAUUGUUUGUUAUUAAACGAAAAAUUGAAAGUGGUGCGGUUUUUUUGAUGACAAAUAUACCAAAUCGACUAUGCUGAUCAUGAUUCCGAAGUCAAAAAUUGCUCUGUGAGCAUUUUUCUGGAGCUCCGGAGUUCGAAUUGAGUUUGUUCACCCUGGAAGGGUGAAUUUUGACCAUUUUUUGAUCAAAAUCCACUGUUUUGGCCGGAUUUUGGCCAAUUUUCGGGCAAAUAAACAAAUUGGUGAAUUUUUGACCAAAAAUUCACCAUUUUUUGGCCAGAUUUUCAACAAAAUUGACCAAAAAGCUCCGAUUUGGCCAAUUUUUGGGCAAUUUAAACGAAUUGGUAAAUUUUUGACUAGAAACUUGCUUUUGGCCAAAAUUUGACCAAUUUUUGAUCAGAAUUCAUUGUUUUUGAAUAAGUUAUCAGAUUUUCUGGUAAACUAAAAACCUGAAAGCCUAUUCAAGUUAUAAAAAUUGAUUUUUCACCCUGGAACAUGCUGGAAAGGACUCGAGCUCCAAAAAUUGCUCACAAGGGUUUUUGACCUCAGAAUCGUGAUCAGCAAGAUCGAUUUGGUAUAUUUUGAUGUGUGGGACCACUUCCCUUUAAAAAAUUCAAAAUUCACCAAAUCGACUUUGCUGAUCACGAUUCCGAUGUCAAAAAUUGUUGAAAAUCCCUUGUGAGCACUUUUCUGGAGCUCCAAAUUUAGAAUUGAGCCCAUUUUCAUCAUGUUCGAGAAAGUUCUUUUUGAAAAAAGUUCAAAAUUUCAGCUUUCAGCGAUUUUUUGGUAAACCAAAAACCUGAUAGCUUAUUCAAGUUGAUUUUUGACCCUGAAACAUGCUGAAAAAGGGCUAGAGCUCCAGAAAAGUAGUUUUUGGCAAUUUUUGACCUCGGAAUCAUGAUCAGCAAGGUCGAUUUGAUAUAUUUUGAUGUGCCGGGACCACUUCCCUUUAAAAAAUUUCAAAAUAUACCAAAUCGACCAUGCUGAUCAUGAUUCCGAAGUCAAAAAUUGCUGAAAAUCCCUGUCAGCACUUUUCUGGGGCUCUAAAUUUUGAAAUGAGCUCAUUUCCAGCAUGUUCUAGGGUGAAAAUCAACUUGAAUAAGCUAUCAGUUCAAAAAAUCGCUGAAAACUGUGAUUUUGAAAGAACUUUUUUUCAAAAUUAAAGUUUUUAGCGAUUUUUUGAUAAACUUGAAAUCUGAUAAGAUUCUCAUGGGUUUCUCACCCUGGAACAUGCUGAAAAAAGGGUUUUCGCCAAUUUUUGACCCCGGAAUCAUGAUCAGCAAGGUCGAUUUGGUAUUAUCGAAAAUCUCCACGCGCUCCACCGAAAUAAACACGCAACGCAGACCGCGUCGCGCCACAGCACACACAAAAAGGGAAGGAAUUUGAAUCGUUUCCUUGUGUUGUGGCGCGACGCGGUCUGCGUUGCGUGUUUACAUUUCGGUGGAGCGCAUACAGUUUAUUAUUUUUUGAGUAGAGACGUGAAAUUGAGAGAGUGCAGACAGAAAAAAAAAGUGAUUUUCAGGCGGAAUCCCAUCCGAAGAAUUGAGCAAACUCCGAAUCCGAGUCGCCAAAUUAAUCGACCGCGGAAACAUGCUUCUCGGUCUAGACGUAAUAAUCCGUGAUGACCGUGGAGCCCCCCUGGACGCCGAUUCUUUGACCCUUCUUCGAAACUACGAGGCACAUAUCACUUCGCAAAAACUGGUGAAUGCAGAAUUUCGCGAUAAAAAUGAGAUUGGCCAUUUUGGCGUGAUGUUAUCGAUAAAAUCCGUCGAAUUACACAGCAAACAUCAAUGUGAAAUCAGUAUCACUUUAUAUGACCUGGAAAAGAAAAUAUUUGCCACUGAUUCGUAUGUAUUUUUGUGGAAUCCGAACACUAAUAGACACGCGGAUUUGAAUUUGAAAGCUUUAUUCGCGGAUUUCAGCCGGGAGGAUAUAAUUAGUGAAAAACGAUAUGUUAUGGUGACAAGAGUUGUGAAUAUUGCGCCAAUUGAGUCGAAUAACGCGACAAUUCGGAAAUAUGGUGGAGAUCAUAUCACACCACAAAGCUAUUUUUGUAGACAAUCCUAUGCGUUUGAUAUUCUUGAAGUCUCAUUUCAAUCGCAGAAUUUUGAGCCAAAAGAGCGUGUGAUUUUUCUGAAUCGAGAUUCUUUGGAUCUAUCAACAGCUUUGAAGGCUUUUAUGAUAACUAAUAGGUUUCCCAAGAAUCUGGGGAAUGAUAUGGAAUCGAAAAUAUUGAUUAGCACGCAAAUGAUUAGUGGGAAUUCUACUGAAGUCAAGGCUAGACAUCCGCAUUUGUUUAGUCGAUCACCGACGGCGAUUUUGAAGCGGGUUGAUCGAAGUUCGAUGGCGAUUGAUGAUCCCAGGAAUGAGCUUUAUGUCACGCUUUUGCAGGGGGAAUUGAGUGGGAAGAGUUCGGAUAGGAAUAUUGAGGCAAGGUUGAAUGUUGUUGAAUCGAAUGGGAAUGUUUUGAGUAAUGUGAGUUUUUUUUUUGCUGGUGGGAGAGAUUUGAAUUUUUGAAUUUCGCGCCUUGAAAAUUUAAGGGGGGAAUUUGAAUUUUCGAACUUCCCGUCUUGAAAAAUAUAGCUCGAAAUUUUGAAAAUUCAAAUUUUUUGCUCAAAUUUUGCAAGUUUUGCUCUUUUUUGCUCAAAAUUUCAAACUUCCCGCUCAAAGUUUUUUUUUCUGGCGGGAGAGAUUUGAAAUUUUGAAUUUGGCGCCUCGAGAAAUUGAGCGGGAAAUUUUAAUUUUAAUUUGAAUUUCAAAUUUCCCGCCUUGAAAAUUUUAGCAGAAAAUUUGAAUUUUUGAAUUUCGCGCCUCCAAAAAUUCAUUUCCCGCUCAAUUUUUCGAGGCGCGAAAUUUAGAUAUUCAAAUUUCCCGCUCAAUUUUUCGAGGCGCGAAAUUUAGAUAUUCAAAUUUUCUGCUAAAUUUCUCGAGGCGGGAAAUUUAAAGAUUCAAAUUUUCUGCUAAAUUUUUCUAGGCGGGAAAUUUGAAAAUUGAAAUUUUCCUCAAAUUUUUCGAGGCGCGAAAUUUGAAAAUUCAAAUUUUCUGCUAAUUUUUUUAUGGCGGGAAUUUUGAAAAUUAAAAUUUUCCGCUCAAUUUUCGAGGCGCGAAAUUUGAAAAUUCAAAUUUUCUGUUGAAAUUUUGCUGGCGGGAAAUUUGAAAAUUCAAAUUUCCCGCUGAAAUUUUGAAGGCGGGAAAUUUGAAAUUUCAAAUUUUCUGCUCAAAUUUUUUAAAAUUAUGCUUUUUUUUUGAAAAUUCAAAUUUCCCGCUGAAAUUUUGAAGGCGGGAAAUUUGAAAUUUCAAAUUUUCCUCUCAAUUUUUGCUGGCGGGAAAUUUGAAAAUUCAAAUUUCGAGAUAAAUUUUGAAGGCGGGAAACUUGAAAAUUCAAAUUUUCCUCUCAAUUUUUCAAGAUCUAAAUCAAAUUUCCCCAAAAUUCCAGAUUUUCGAAACAACAACAGUUUCCGGAACCCAACUCGCCACAAUCUACAAAAGUGUCGUUUUAUAUCACACCGAUAAACCACAAUGGACAGAACCAAUCAAAUUAAUAUUGCCAAAUUCAGCAUCUCACGAUGUUUAUUUAAGGAUUCUAUUUUACUCGAAAAAAUCCUACGACAAAAAUAAAACCGAAAAAGGUCCAUUCGCUUUGGGAUAUAUUCAACUAAUCCAUAAUGCCGGGCUAAUAAGUGAUUCGGAACAUGAAUUAGUUGUUUAUAAAAUCGAGAAUGCGCAGAAUUUCGACGAUGAAACUACGGUUUAUAUGGGACUACCGACGACGAGAAAAACACUGAAGGAUUCGGGAUAUUCGAAACCGCAUGCACCUGGUUUUUCAUUGAGUGAGAAGAGUUUUGUGAUGAUUUCCACAAGAGCAUGCUCCACACAAUUGACGCAAAAUGAGCAUUUAUUGAAUGUGUUGCGAUGGCGAAUGAAUUGUGUGAACCUGCAUCAAUCACUAAGCGAAUUAUCGCAGCCAAUUGGAGAGACUGAAUAUGAAAUGGUCAGAUUUCAAUCGCAUCUUCUUGAUGCGCUUUUUGAGAUUUGGCAUGAUCGAGAGACGAUUGAGAAAUUGGUGUUUGAUGUGAUUGUGGCGGUUUUGAGAUUGUGUGAAGAGCAGAGACAUUUGCAAGCGGCGAGGAUGUUUGAGACGUAUUUGAGGAGAUUCUCGUUUACCACGGCGGCGUUGUGAGUUUUUUUUGGGCUCUCUAGGCGCGGAUCCUUGAAAACCAGGGUCUCUAGGCGCUGUUACUUGAAAAGUACGUUCUCUAGACGCUGUUAUUUGAAAAGUAGGUUCUCUAGGCGCGGAUCCUUGAAAACAAGGUCUCUAGGCUCGCUCACUUGAUUCAGGAGCUCACAAGUCGCGGCUCCUUGCCACACUGGAUCUCUAGAUGUCAGCCCUAGAAAAUUAGGUUUUCUAGGCGUGACUCCUUGAAAACAGGGUCUCUAGGCGCGGCUACUUGAGAACUUGGAUCUUUAGGUGUGAGCCCUAGGAAAUUAGGUUUUCUAGGCGCGGCUACUUGAGAACUAGAAUUUCUAAGCACGGAUCCUUGAAAAUUGUGAGUUUUUUUGGAUUCUGAAAUUUGAAUUUUCAAAUUUCCCGCCAGCAAUAUUAAGCUGGAAAUUUGAAUUUUUAAAUUUCCCGCGAGACAAAAUUAAGCGAAAAAUUUGAAUUUUUUGAAUUUCGCGCCUUCAGCUCAAAUUUUGAAUUUUUAUAUUUGCCGCAAGAAAAAAUUAGGCGGAAAAUUUGAAUUUUUGAAUUUCCCGCAAGAAAAAAUUUAGCCGAAAAUUUGAAUUUUUUGAAUUUUGCGCUUUGAAAAAUUUGAAUUUUCAAAUUUCCCACCAACAAAAUUUCAGCAGAAAAUUUGAAUCUUCGAAAUUCCCACAAGAAAAUUCGAGCGGACAAUUUGAAUUUUUGAAUUUCCCGCCUCGAAAAAUUGAGCUUGAAAUUUGAAAUUUCAAAUUUCCCGCAAUGAAAAUUCUAGCAGAAAAUUUCGAAUUUUUGAAUUUCCCGCCAGAAUCCAAAAUUUUUUCAAAAAGAAUUUUCCCAAUUUUAAGUUUUGGUUUCAAAUUAUUUUUGCCCAGCAUUUUACAAUCAUUGAAAAAAAUCAUAAUAAAUUAUAUCGAAAUUUUGAUACGUAUUUUUUUUGGUUUGAAAAAAGUUAGAAUUUGGAGUCCAAAUUUGUCUCAAAAAAUCGCUGAAAAUGAAAAUUCGAGCUGAAAAACUAGACAAAACGUAUCCCAAUUUUAAAAUAAAAGAUUUCGAGACCUAUAUUUUUUUCCAGAAAAAUCCUAAAAUGCUUGAAUGAAUACGUCACCAAUGAAUUCGACGACAACACCGAAAAAGCCAGAAACGCGUUCAAAGUUAUGGGAAGUCUAUUCAAAAUCAUUGUUGCCUCGAGAAAAUGUGGAAUUCGAUUUGGAGAUUGUGAAAAUUUCGAGAAAAGAUACAAAGAAUAUUUGAGAGAAUUAAUGAAAUCAAUGGUUAUUCUGAUGGGUGAAAAAGAAUCGAAAAAGAUGACAAUUCAGAAUACAUGCCUCAAAAAUAUUCCGCAAAUUAUUGAUUUGAUUUAUGAAAGUGAAUCAAGUUCAGCCGAUGUUUUGUGCGGUUUCAUUUUGGAUUUGAUGAAGAAUUUUGGCGCGAAUAUUGUGACUAGAGAACGACUUGGUUUUAUCGCGCAAAUUGUGGAAACUCGCUUUUUUUCGCUGGCAAUUUGCAGGGAUUUGCUGCUGAUGCCAUGCGCGAAAAUUGGACUGGAAAUUAUUGAACUCGAUAAUUUGGCGAUUGAAAAAGGAGAAUUUGCGGAUCGGGCUGCGGAAUUUGCGAGUGUUGUUGCGGCGAUUCUCGAAAGGCUUUUUAAUGAAUCGAUGAAGACGGAGACGGGAGAAAGAGAGUUGACUGAGUUUAUUUUGGCGGUUUAUCGGCCACUUGUUCAAGCGAUGAUUAGAGUUAUUCAUGAUGAUAAGCAUACGGUAAGUUGGAUUCGGAAAGUAGACAUGUUGGCCAGUUUCUGACCAAAAAUGCACCAAUUUUGGUCGAAAUUUGAAGAAAAUUCGGCCAAUCUGAGCAAUUUUGACCAGAAAAAUUUGGAAAAAUUUUGGGCUAAAAAUUGUUUUUGACCAAAAAUGAACCAAUUUGUUUUUUUUUCGGUCGAAAGUUGAUUUUUGGCCUAUUUCUGAGCAAUUUUGAUCAAAAAUGCGCCAAUUUUUCAAGUGAAAUUUAAAAUCUUUAAAAAAUCAGAAAAAAAUACGUUUCAUAAUUUUUCUACAGUAUACCUUGUAGUUUGAGGUACAGUAAUCCUUGCAGCCCAGACGCCACAGUAACCCUGAGGCUCAGUAAACUUCUAGGUACAGUAACCCUCGGGCUACAGUAAUCCUUGCAGUCAAACUGAAUGAAAAUUUGAAAUUUCAUUAUAAAAAUAUAAAUUUUAAAAAUUUUCAGCCAGAAAUUUUUUAAAUCUAAUUAAAAAUUCCAAAAUUUAAAUUUUUUAAUUUAUUGAGGAUUGCUCAUUUUAAUCCAUAAAAUGAGCAAUUAUCAGAAGUUUGGAGAUUGCUCAUUUUAAUUAUUUUUUUUUAAAUUCAAAUUUUCUAAUCAAAAUGAAUGAAAAUUUAAUUUAAAAAGUUUCAGCCAGAUUUUUUUUAAAAUUUAAAAUUCCAAAAUUUUUGAGGAUUGCUCAUUUUAAUCCAUAAAAUGAGCAAUUAUCGGAAAUUUGGAGAUUGCUCAUUUUAAUUAUUUUUUUUAAAGAAAAAAUUCAAAUUUUCUUUUUUUUUUCUAAUUAAACUGAAUGAAAAUCUAAAAUUUCAUAAUAAAAAUAUAAUUUUUAAAAAGUUUCAGCCAGAAUUUUUUUUUAUUUUAUUAAAAAUUCCAAAAUUUAAAUUUGAAAAGAAAGUUUCUUGAAACAUUUUAAUCUUUUGGUUGCUCAUUUUAAUCCAUAAAAUGAGCAAUAAUCGGAUUUGCUCAUUUCAAAUACAAUUCCAGGACGACGAUGCUCGCGGUCAUUUCUUCUCCGUCAUCCUUGCACUCCUGGAUAAAAUGUCUGCACAAAUGUUCGACAAAUAUGUCGAAUUGCGACCAUUCGAUGUGGAUAAACGUGAUUUUCUCAUCGAAAUGUCGCAAAUGAUUCGAGAUUUAUUGAAUCGCACCGCAUUUCCGGCAACUUGGAAAGAUAUGCUUAUUUUGCAGAAUAAGUGAGUUGUUUUUAAUAUGAGCAAUGUAUUUUCGAAUAAAAAAAAUUUGAAAAUUCCAAUUUUUCUAGAAAUUUGAACAUUUUUUUUUCAAUUUUUCAAUUAAAAUUUUGAAAAAUGCAUUUUUUGAAUAAAAAUAAUUUGAAAAUUCCUAUUUUCCCAGAAAUUUGAAUUUUUCUAAUAUGAGCAAUACUAUUAAUUUUCGAAAAAUCCCAAAAAUUCAAAUUUUUCUUGAAUUUUCUCAUAUGAGCAAUAGAAUUUCAGCUUUAACGUGGCAAAUUUUGGAAAUUUAAUGAUUAAUAUGAGCAAUGCUAUUAAUUUUGCUAAAAAAAAUACCAGAAAAUUCAAAUUUUUCUUGAACGAUAUGACGUGGCAAAUUUGGAGAAUUUUACAAAAAACUUAACUUCAUUUGAAUUUUUAAUAUGAGCAAUGCUAUCAAUUCUUUGAAAAAUCCCAUUUUUUCUAUGUGUAAACAAACAAAACAUGGUUUUCCCCCCACGAAAAAUCAAUAGAUCAAACAAUAUUUUUUUUUCUCGCAGAGUUAUCCAUAAAGCACUGCGCUUCGUAAUGUCGGCAGUUCAAAAAUAUUUCGCCGACGACAAAUUCUGUCCCGAAGUCUGGUAUGAAUAUAUGAUGACUGUUGUUUCGUUUGUCACACAAGAAGGAUUGAAUUCGCGGCAUGAAUGGGUCAAACAUCAGGAUGAGGAUACGCGAGUGCAGUUGAGAAAAGGAGCGGCGAAGGAUUUGAGAAGCAUGUGGUUUGGAUUGAGUUGUGAGUGUUUUUUUUGGGUUUUUGGGCUCGAAAUGCUCCAAAUUCCACGCGAAUUCUGAAAAUUCUCGAAAUUUGGAGCAUUUUGACAUCAAAUACAACCAUAUUUGGGCUCGAAAUGCUCCAAAUUCCACGUGGAUUCUGAAAAUCCCCGAAAUUUGGAGCAUUUUGACAUCAAACACUACCAUAUUUGGGCUCAAAAUGCUCCAAAUUCCACGUGGAUUAUGAAAAUCCUCGAAAUUUGGAGCAUUUUGACAUCAAACACAACCAUAGUUGGGCUCGAAAUGCUCCAAAUUCCACGUGGAUUCUGAAAAUUCUCGAAAUUUGGAGCAUUUUGACAUCAAACACAACCAAAUUUGGGCUCGAAAUGCUCCAAAUUCCACGUGGAUUCUGAAAAUCCACGAAAUUUGGAGCAUUUUGACAUCAAACACAACCAUAUUUGGGCUCGAAAUGCUCCAAAUUCCACGUGGAUUCUGAAAAUUCUCGAAAUUUGGAGCAUUUUGACAUCAAACACAACCAUAUUUGGGCUCGAAAUGCUCCAAAUUCCACGUGGAUUCUGAAAAUCCUCGAAAUUUGGAGCAUUUUGACAUCAAACACAACCAUAUUUGGGCUCAAAAUGCUCCAAAUUCCACGUGGAUUUUGAGAAUCCUCGAAAUUUGGAGCAUUUUGACAUCAAACACAACCAUAUUUGGGCUCGAAAUGCUCCAAAUUUCACGUGGAUUCUGAAAAUCCCCGAAAUUUGGAGCAUUUUGACAUCAAACACAACCAUAUUUGGGCUCGAAAUGCUCCAAAUUCCACGUGGAUUCUGAAAAUCCCCGAAAUUUGGAGCAUUUUGACAUCAAACACAACCAUAUUUGGGCUCGAAAUGCUCCAAAUUCCACGUGGAUUCUGAAAAUCCCCGAAAUUUGGAGCAUUUUGACAUCAAACACAACCAUAUUUGGGCUCGAAAUGCUCCAAAUUCCACGUGGAUUCUGAAAAUUCUCUGCAUUUUUGGUCAAAAAUUGGUCAAACUUUUUUUUUUGAAAAAUCAAGUUUUAUUCAAAAUUUGGUCAGGAAAAAGAAAAAAAUGUCAAUUUUUCACCCAAAAAAAAUAAUUUGUGCAUUUUUGCUCAAAAAUUGGCUUCUUCUGAUUUUCUGAAAACUUGGUGCUGAAUUCUAGACUUAUUUUUGGGGAAAUUUAGAGAAUUGGACCAGGCUUUUUAGAAUUUUGACUAGAAAAUUUUUAAAAUUUCAGCAAUUAGUUUUCAGAAAAUCAAAAGAAACUUGACAAAUAAAAAAAAAUUUCAAAAAACAUUUCAAAAAAAAAAUUUAAAAAUUGACCGAAUUUUACCAAGUUUGGAACCAAAUUUUGAUUAAAAUUUGACUUUCAAAAACAAAAAGCUUAUCCAAUUUUUUACCAAAAAUUCACAACUUUCUUUUUUUGGUCAAAAAUUCACAGAAAAAAUCAGAAAAAUCUUGAAAUUUAAAAAAAAAAAUUCAAAAAAAAUUUCAAAAAAAAAAUUCAAAAAUUGUCCGAAAAUUGGCCAAUUUUUUACCAAAAAUUCACAACUUUCUUUUUUUUGGUCAAAAAAUGACCAAAAUUUGGCCAAAAAUUCACAGAAAAAAUCAGAAAAAUCUUGAAAUUUAAAAAAAAAAUUCAAAAAAAAUUUUUUCAAAACAAUUAGAAGAAUUGAUUUUCUCUCCAAAAUUUACAGAAAAAUCAGAAGAAACUUGACAAAUUGGAAAAAAUUACAAAAAAUAAAUUUCAAUUUUUUUUGGAACCAAAUUUAGCCCUCAACAAUUUUUCUGCCCCUUACAGUAUCCCAAAAACUUCUCUACAUUCCAAGUAUGGUCGGAUCAUUUAUGAAAGUCUCAUUAGUUGAUGACGAUGAAACUCGAGAUGCAACAAUUCCAAUUUUCUUCGAUAUGAUGCAAUCCGAAUUUAAUACAAGUAAAGCGGGAAGUUUCAAUAAAUUCGCAUCGGAACUCGUUUCACAAUUGGACACUUUGGUUGGAGAACAUAGUGCGACCAAGGCUUUCAAGGAACAAUUUAGACAAUUGUCUUUGAAACUUUGCCAGUGGGUUUUUGGGGGGGGGGGGGGAAAUAAUCGAAAAAAUUUUCAAAACAUUUUUUUUUGGAUUUUCAAUACGAAUUUCAAUUUUUGUGAAAUAUUAGCAAAAAUAAAUUGAAACCAAAGUUUUUCUGCAAUUUUUCGGCUCAUUUUCAGCUAAAAACUAUUUGAAAAUCUGAAUUUUUGAUGAAUUUUCAGCUGAAAAUUGCUGUCUAGUUGCAGAAACGAAAAAAUUUCAAUUUUCUUUCAGAAUUUUUUUUCGGAUUUUCCUCCUCGAAAUCUUUUUCUAGUUUUUCAGCUCGAAUUUUCAUUUUCACCGACUUUUUUUAACCAAAAAAAAAUGAAUUUCAAUUUUUGUGAAAUAUUAGCGAAAUAUAAAUUGCAACUAAAAUUUAAAAUUGGGAAAAUUCUUUUUGUAAAAAAUUUGGAUUCUGGCGCGAAAUUCAAAAAUUCGAAAUUUUCCGGCUAAUUUUCAAGGCGCGAAAUUCAAAAUUCCAAAUUUUCCGCUCAAAUUUUCAAGGCGCGAAUUUCGAAGAUUCAAAUUUCGAAGUUAAUUUUUCUGGCGGGAAAUUUAAAAAUUCGAAGUUUUCAGCUCAAAUUUUCAAGGCGGGAAAUUUCCAAGAUUCAAAUUUCCAGCUUGAUUUUCCAAAGCGCGAAAUUAAAAAAAUUCAAAUUUUCAGCUCAAAUUUUCAAGGCGCGAAGUUUGAAAAUUCAAAUUUUCCGGCUAAUUUUUUUCUGGCGGGAAAUUUGAAAAUUCAAAUUUUCCGGCUGAUUUUUUCUGGCGGGAAAUUCAAAAAUUCGAAAUUUUCCGGCUAUUUUUUUCUCGCGGGAAAUUCAAAAAUUCAAAUUUUCGGCUCAAAGAAAAUGUUUCCAUAAUUAUUUCCAGGUAUUCUUAGAAUCCCGCCAAAAUUCUAAUUGAUUUAAAAAUGUUUUUUUUUAAUUUCGUAGUCAAAUUUCCAGAUUCCUCAAAAUUUUGUUUAAAAAAUUAUUGAUUUUUUUCCCGCUCAAUUCUGGUGUCAAAUUGACGCAAAUUCUUAACUCCAAUAUUUUUCCACGUGAAUUUCGCCACGUCAUAACAUAACUCAUAUUAGGAGUUGAGAAUUGCAGUUUUUGACAUAAAAAAUCCCAAAAAAUCGUCAUGUUCCUUUAAGAUCCGACAAAGAAUUGAUGUCAAAUGGAGGAGAGGAACUAAUCGAAAGAAUCGAUCGACUUUUGACAUUGCUCAUUGAAUAUUAUGAAGUUGCGACAAAUACAGAAUGUGUGGAUAAUUUGAUGAGUCGAAUUGUUCAACUUAUGGUAACUUUUUCACCUGAUUUUGGUCCAAAACCUUCCGAAAUUCCCUUUUUCAGAGAUAUUACGAUCAAUAUAAUCAUGAGGAACUUUAUGUGAAAUAUAUCUACAAAUUGUACACGCUUCACAUGUCUUAUGGGAAUAAUAUUGAAGCGGCUAAGAGUUUGUUGAGGCAUUCGAAUAUGAUUAAGGUGAGUGAAGUUAGGAUAAGUUGAGAAAAUGUGGAAAAAAACCCGAUUUUUCCACGCAAAAAUGUUGAAAAAUGGGGAAAAAUGGGGAAAAAUCAUAGUUUUUUGACAUUUUUUUUAAUCGAAAAUUUUUUUUUGUCAAAAAUUUUAAAUUAAUUUUUAAAUUAAAAAAAUUAAAAAUGGAAAAAAAUUUUAUUUGUUAAAAAAAUUUAAAAAAAAAAUUAAAAUGUAAAAAAAACCCUAUUUUUCCACACAAAAAUGAAAAAUAUAGUUUUUUUCACAAAAAAAUUUAAAAAAAAGGAAUUUUUGCAAUUUUAAAUUUUGGUUUCAAUAAAAUUGAAAUUCCUAUUUUUUUGGUUCAAAAAAAGUCGCUGAAAAUGAAUUUCGAGCGGAAAAAACUAGAAAAAAAGAUUUCGAGGAGGAAAAUUCGAAAAAAAAAAUUUUUAAGCGAAAAAUUUGAAUUUUUGAAUUUUCGCGCCAGCAAAAUUAGGCGGAAAGUUUGAAUUUUCAAAUUUCCCGCCUUGAAAAUUUGAACCGAAAAUUUGAAUUUUUUGAAUUUCUCGCCAGCAAAAUAAGGCGGAAAAUUUGAAUUUUUGAAUUUCCCGCCUUGAAAAUUUGAGCGGAAAAUUUGAAUUUUCAAAUUUCCCGCCUUGAAAAUUUGAGCGGAAAAUUUGAAUUUUCAAAUUUCCCGCCUUGAAAAUUUGAGCAACAAAUUUGAAUUUUUGAAUUUCGCGCCUUGAAAAUUUGAGCCGAAAAUUUGAAUUUUUGAAUUUCCCGCAAGAAAACAUUAAGCGGAAAAUUUGAAUUUUCAAAUUUCCCGCCAGCAAAAUUAGGCGGAAAAUUCUAAUUUCGAAAUUUGUCACGUCAUAACUCAUCUUGAGACCAAAAAUUCAGAUUUUCAAGGUUUUUUAGCUGAAAAAUUCCAAAAAAACUAGAAAAUUUACAGUUUGACAAUACAAAAUUGCCUGAUUGGUUGGAGAAACGGAAUCUUCAUCGAGGAUCACAAACACAUCAGGAAUUGAAGGAGAAACUUCUACAAGAAGCUGGAAGUUUGUUUAGUCAAGGAGAAGAUUGGGAAGAUGCGAUAAGUGUUUUGAGUGAAUUAGUGCCUGUUUAUGAGAAUGUGAUGAUUGAUUAUGCGAAAUUGGCGGAUUUGAUGCAGAAAAUUGCGAAAUUAUAUACGAGUAUUGAUACGAAUCAACGUGUAUUCUUCUAUUAUUAUUUGGUCGCGUUUUAUGGAAAAGGAUUUCCGGAUUAUUUGAAUGGACAUAAGUUGGUUUUUGGUUUUUUGUUCUGGGGAAAAUGGGAGAUUUUUGAGAAUUUUUGGCCAAAUUUUGAAGUUUUCCGCGUUUUUUUCCACAAAAAUUCAUAUUUUUGGAUCAAAAUUUGAAAAAAUUAUAACCGGAGCUUUAAUUAAUAAUUUUGGAGAAUUUUUUUGCCAAAUUUUGAAAAAGCGAAUUUUUAAAAAAAAUUUUGGGUUAAAAAUUUGAAAAAUAUACAAUUUCGGGAAUUUAAAAAAAAAAUAAUUUUGGAGAAUUUUUGGCCAAAUUUUGUAAUAGCGAGUUUUUAGAAUUUUUUAGGGGUUCUGGGUUGGAAAAAUUUGAAAAAUAUAAAAUUUCGGAAAUUUUUUAUUAAUAAUUUUGGAGAAUUUUUUGCCAAAUUUUGAAACAACGAAUUUUUCUAAUUAUUUUUGGGCGGUUUUGAGUUGAAAAUUUGAAAAAAAAUAAAAUAUCGGAAAUUUUUUAUUAAUAAUUUUGGAGAAUUUUUUCGCCAAAUUUUGAAACAACGAAUUUUUCUAAUUAUUUUUGGGCGGUUUUGAGUUGAAAAUUUGAAAAAAAAUAAAAUAUCGGAAAUUUUUUAUUAAUAAUUUUGGAGAAUUUUUUCGCCAAAUUUUGAAACAGCGAAUUUUUAGAACUUUUUUUGAGUUGAAAAUUUGAAAUAUAUAAAAUUUCGGGAAUUUUUUAUUAAUAAUUUUGGAGAAUUUUUUGCCAAAUUUUGAAACAACGAAUUUUUCUAAUUAUUUUUGGGCGGUUUUGAGUUGAAAAUUUGAAAAAAAAUAAAAUAUCGGAAAUUUUUUAUUAAUAAUUUUGGAGAAUUUUUUGCCAAAUUUUGAAACAACGAAUUUUUCUAAUUAUUUUUGGGCGGUUUUGAGUUGAAAAUUUGAAAAAAAAUAAAAUAUCGGAAAUUUUUUAUUAAUAAUUUUGGAGAAUUUUUUGCCAAAUUUUGAAACAACGAAUUUUUCUAAUUAUUUUUGGGCGGUUUUGAGUUGAAAAUUUGAAAAAAAAUAAAAUAUCGGAAAUUUUUUAUUAAUAAUUUUGGAGAAUUUUUUCGCCAAAUUUUGAAACAACGAAUUUUUCUAAUUAUUUUUGGGCGGUUUUGAGUUGAAAAUUUGAAAAAAAAUAAAAUAUCGGAAAUUUUUUAUUAAUAAUUUUGGAGAAUUUUUUCGCCAAAUUUUGAAACAGCCAAUUUUUAGAACUUUUUUGAGUUGAAAAUUUGAAAUAUAUAAAAUUUCGGGAAUUUUUUAUUAAUAAUUUUGGAGAAUUUUUUGCCAAAUUUUGAAACAACGAAUUUUUCUAAUUAUUUUUGGGCGGUUUUGAGUUGAAAAUUUGAAAAAAAAUAAAAUAUCGGAAAUUUUUUAUUAAUAAUUUUGGAGAAUUUUUUGCCAAAUUUUGAAACAACGAAUUUUUAGAACUUUUUUUGGGCGGUUUUAGGUUGAAAAUUUGAAAAAUAAAAUUUUGUUCAGAACUUCAAUUAAUAAUUUUGGAGAAUUUUUUUGCCAAGUUUUGAAAGAGCGAAUUUUUCAAAUUAUUUUUGAGGGAUUUUGGGUUGGAAAUUUGAAAUAUAUAAAAUUUUGGGAAUUUUUUAUUAAUAAUUUUGAAGAAUUUUUUUCGCCAAAUUUUGAAAUAGCGAAUUUUUAAAUUUUUUUUUGGGUUGAAAAUUUGAAAAAUAUAAAAUUUUUUAAAAAUAAUUUUGAAGCUUUCCGCGUUUUUUUUCCACAAAAAUUGACAUUUUUGGAUCAAAAUUCAAAAUUUCCGCACGAAAAAUCAUAAAAAUCAAGUAGAGGCGCCUAGAAAACCUAGUUGUCAAGGAGCCGCGCUUAGAGAUCCACCUUGACAAGAUGACGCGUCUUAAGAGCUUAGUUUUUAAGGAGCCGAGCCUUGAGAUCCACUCUGGUAAGGGGCCGCGCCUUGAGAUCCUAGUUUUCAAGUAGCUGAUCCUAGAAAACCUAGUUGUCAAGGAUCAGCGCCUAGAGAAUCUAGUUUUCAAGGAUAUGCGCUUAGAAGACCUAGUUGUCAAGUAUCAGCGCUUAUAGAGCCCUCUCCUCAAGUAGUCGGGCCUAGAGAAUCUAAUUAACAAGGACCCACACCUAGAGAUCCACUCUGGCAAGGAGCCGAGCCUACAAAUUCCAGUUUUCAAGUAGAAGAGCCUAGAUAACCUAGUUGUCAAGCAGCCGCGCCUAGAGAUCCUAAUUUUCAAGCAGCAGUGCCUAGAGAGCCUAGUUGUCAAGGAUCAGCGCCUAGAGAGGCUAGUUUACAAGUAGCCGAGCCUAGUGAACCUAUUUGUCAAGGAUCCGCGCCUUGAGAUCCUCUCUGGCAAAGAGCCGAGCCUUGAAAUACCAGUUGUCUAGUAGCCGCUCCUACAAAUCCUAAUUUUCAAGCAUCAGCGCCUUGAGGAUCUAGUUGUCAAGUAGCCGCAGCUUGACAUCCACUCUGACAAGGAGGCUCAUCUAGAGAUCCACCUUGACAAGGAGCCGAGCCUACAAAAUCCAGUUUUCAAGCAUCAGUGCCUAGAGAGCCUAGUUUUCAAGGACCCGCCCCUAUAGAUCCACUCUGGCUAGGAUCAGCCCCUUAAGAGCUUCUAUGUAAAGUAGCCGAUCCCAGAGAACCUUCUUCUCAAGUAGCCGCGCCUUGAGAAUCUAAAAAUCAAGUGUCCGAGCCUUCAGAGCUCCCAAAAUACUCAUCUUUUUUUCAGAUUCAUAUUCCACAGUGACAAAUCCGAAAUGCACGGCGACUUCACUCAAAGAAUCAUGAAAAUGUACGAGAAUCCGACGAAAAUCAUGAACACCGAUGAUAAUUCAAAUUUGAUAAAUUCACCCGGAAAAUUCAUCCAAGUUUUCAACGUCGAACCGGUUAUUGAGAAUUUGAGAUUUGAAAAUAAUCCGAGUAUCAAUCCACUUGUCAAAUUGUAUCAUAGGAAGUAUAAUGUAAGUCGAAAAAAAAUUUAAAAAAAAAACAAAAAAUUUCGAUUCAGAAAAUGUCAAAAAACUAUAUUUUUUUUCGAAAUUUUUGCCAAGAAAUGUAUUUUUUUAUUAUUUUUUUUUUGAGAGGAAAAAAUGCCUUUUUUUUGUAGAUCAAAACAUUUGAGCAUAGCAAAAUGGAGGAGAGAAAAGAAACAAAAUGGACAAAUCUUGAAGGACAUUCGGAAUUUAUGAGAAAUUGGUUGGUGAAAAGGCGACUGGAAGUUGCUGAAAGUCUACCAGCUGAUUUGACAUUCUCGGAAAUUAUCAAACAACCCGAGCCGAUUUAUGUUAGCCCGUUGCAAUAUGCUGUGGAACAGAUGAGGAAGAAGAAUAAGGUGAGGGCUUUUAAUAUGAGCAAUGGUAGUAAAUUUGGAGAAUUUAGAAGAAUUUUGAAUUUUUCUUGAAGUUUUUUCGAAAAAUUCCAGAUUAUUCAAAUUUUUAUGGAACUUUUUAAUAUGAGCAAUUCUAUGAAUUUCGGAGAACUUACAAGAAUUUUGACUAUAGUUGAAUGGUUAAUAUGAGCAAUGCAUUCGAAAAUUCCCAGAAAUUAUUUUUGUUUAAUAUGAGCAAUCCAUAGAAAACCUUUGAAAAAUCCCAGAAAUUAUUGUUUUUGAUUUUUUUUAUAUGAGCUAUGACGUGGCAAAAAUUUGGGAAAUUUGAUUUUUAAUAUGAGCAAUGUUAUUGAAUUUGGGGAAUUUUGAAGAAUUUUGAGUGUAAUUGAAUGUUUAAUAUGAGCAAUGCUUUGAAAAUGGCGGAAAAUCCCAGAAAUUUGAAUUUUUUUAAAUAUGAGCAAUGGAAGGAGAAUUUUAAAAAAUCCUAACAAAAUUUUGAAAAUUUUUGAAAAAUCUGGAAAAUUAUUAAAAAAAAUUUUUUUAAUGAGCAAUGCUUUAAAAAAUUCCAGAAUUGUUGAUUUUUAAUAUGAGCAAUGCUAUCAAUUUUUUGAAAAAAACCCAGAAAAUUCAAAUUUUAAGAUGAGCAAUGCUAUGAAUUUUAAGAAUUGAAUGUUUAAUAUGAGCAAUUAAUUCGAAAAAUGCCAGAAAUUUAAAAGUUUUAUGGAUUUUCAUGGAAAUUUGAUUUUUAAUAUGAGCAAUUCUAUCAAUUUUUUGAAAAAUCCCAGAAAAUUCCAAAUUUUACUUGACUUUUUUAAUAUGAGCAAUUAACAUGAGUUAUGACGUGGCAAAUUUGGGAAAUUUGAUUUUUAAAAUGAGCAAUGCUUUGAAAAAUCCCAGAAAUUCUAUUUUUGUUUGAUUUUUUUUAAUAUGAGCAAUGCAUUCGAAAAUGCUGGAAAAUUCAAAUUUUUCUUGUUUUUUUUAAUAUGAGCAAUGAAUAUGAGUUAUGACGUGGCAAAAAAUAGGCAAAUUUGAUUUUUAAUAUGAGCAAUUCUGUCAAUUUUUUGAAAAAUCCCAGAAAAUUCAAAUUUCUCUUGAUUUUUUUAAUAUGAGCAAUGAAUAUGAGUUAUGACGUGGCAAAAAAUAGGCAAAUUUGAUUUUUAAUAUGAGCAAUUCUGUCAAUUUUUUGAAAAAUCCCAGAAAAUUCAAAUUUCUCUUGAUUUUUUUAAUAUGAGCAAUGAAUAUUAGUUAUGACGUGGCAAAAAUUAGGAAAAUUUGAAUUUUAAUAUGAGCAAUCCAUAGAAAACCUUUGAAAAAUCCCCAAAAAUUUAUUUUCAAUUUUUUUGACGAAAUUUUGAAACAGUGAAGUUUUUGUUAACCAAAUAAUCUAGAAAUUCAAAUUUUUCCAGAAAUUUGAAUUUUUCUAAUAUGAGCAAUGUAAAUUUUAGAGAAUUUUCAUUAAAAAUGGAAAAAAAUUCUGAAAUUCAAAAUAUUUCAGUCAAAAAUUAUUGAUUUUUAAUAUGAGCAAUCCCUAGAAAACCUUUGAAAAAUCCCAAAAAAUUGAAUUUUUCUAAUAUGAGCAAUGCAUAAAGUAAAUUUUUUGAUGAAAAUUUGAAAUUUCCGGCCAAAAAAAAUCAAAUUUUUUUCAGGAACUCAGCGAAAUGGCCACUACCGUAGAAUAUAAUCCAAAAUAUGAUCUGAAACUUUUGAGUCGCGAUAUUCUUGGAGUUUCAAAUGCUUCUGUAAUGGGAGGAGUCAAGAAUUACGAAAUAUUUUUCACAGAUGAAUGUCGAAAUAUUUGUGAAUGUGGAGAACAAUCAGUUAUAAUGGAAUUGAGUUCGUUAAUAAUUGAACAAGUCGAAAUAUUGGAAUAUUGUUGCUAUAUUCAUUCGAUUCGAUGUUCGACUGAAGAUUCGAGACAAAUUAAUGAAAUGAUGGCGGAUGCUUUUGAUCGACAUAAGAAUUAUGUGGAAAAGACUUUUGGAAAUAUUGUGAGCUCUUUUUUUUUUUUUUUUUGAAAAAUUGGUGCUUUUUGACCAAAUUUUGAUCAAAAACAUGGUUUUUGGCCAAAAGUUGUACAAAAUUGUUGAAAAAUUAACGAAAAAGCUCAGAUCUGGCCAAUUUUUGACCAAAAACAUGUUUUUGGCCAGAUUUUUAUCAAAAUAGGCCAAAAAUUGACCAAGAACAUGUUUUUGGCCAAAGUUUGACCAAUUUUUGAUCGAAAAUCCACUGUUUUGGCCAGAUUUUGAACACAAUUGGUCAGAAAUUGGCCAAAAAGCUCAGAUUUGGCCAAUUUUUGACCAAAAACAUGUUUUUGGCCAAAAUUUGACCAGAUUUUGAACAAAAUUAGCUAAAAAUUAGCCAAUAAGCUUUGAUUUGGCCAAUUUUUGGUCAAAAAAAACGAAUUUCUGAAUUUCUGACUAAUAACAUGUUUUUGGCCAAAAGUUGACCAUUUUUUGACCAAAAUCCACUGUUUUGGCCAGAUUCUGAAAAAAAUUAGCUAAAAAUUGACCAAAAAGCACCGAUUGGCCAAUUUUUGGUCAAAAAAUGGUCAAAUUUAUGAAUAUCUGUGUUUGCGCGUGCGGUCGCGUCGCGGUCCGUUAAAAAUCACAAAAAACGGCUAUUUCCAAGCCUGAAAAACCUAUAAUAUUCAAUUUUGUUCAGAAAAAACGAUUUUUGUUCGACCGCAACGCGACCGCCCGCGCAUACACAGAUAUUAGGUAAUUUUCGACAGCCGAAAAGUUCUGGCAAUUUUGCCACGUCAUAACUAUAUUUUUUUGAGCGAAUGACUUCCAGCAAGAUUUUCAGAUUGAUAAAAAUCAGCGAAUGUUUUUCCAGAGAUCUCGAUUGCCACCUGGAACAUCAAUCAGAAGAAGAUCGAGUUUUCAUGAUUCGAAUCUGGAUUUAAAUACAUCAAUGGGAGAUGUUAGUGGAAUGUCGACGAUAAAAUCGACAAGAGCCGCGGUUAAGAAUUUGUUGUCGUCGAAUAAACGAAGUAGUGGAAAUGUGCAAAUGAUUCUUCAGUGAGUUUUGGGGGGAUUUUUUGAAAUUUGGUCAUUUUUAAUCAAAAAUUGGCCAUUUUUUUCAAAAUUUGGUCAUUUUUAAUAAAAAAUUGGGCAUUUUUUUUUCAAAAUUUGGCCAUUUUUAAUCAAUCUACUGUUUUGGCUGAAUUUUUUUUUGAAAUUUUGAUCCAAAAAUUGACCAAGUUCCAGAUUUUUUCUGAAAAUCAACUAAAAGCUUGAAAUCUUGAAAUAUUGAAAGAUUGCUCAUUCAAAUUUCCCCGGUAAAAUUUGGAAUUUUUAAAUUAUUUAUUAAAAUUUUCACUGUUUCAAAAUUUUUAGCUGAAAAAAAAAGGAAUUUUUUCCGAAAGUUUUUAAAGGCAUUGCUCAUAUUAAAAUUUUUUUAGAAUCUUAAUAUGAGCAAUGUAUCAAAAUUGUGGAAGAUUUUGAAUUAAAAAAAUUAUUUUCAAUAAAAAAUUCAUGGUUCAACAUUUCUGGAAUUUUUUGAAGAAUUUGAUAUACAUUGCUCAUAUUAAACAAUAUUCAAAUUUCCCCGGUAAAAUUUGAAUUUUUGAAUUAUUUUAUUAAAAAUUUCACUGUUUCAAAUUUUAUUUGUUUUUAAAAAAAGUUGAAAAAAACGCAUUUUUUUGGUUUUUUUCGAAAAUUCAUAUGCAUUGCUCAUAUUAAACAUCAAAAUAUCCAAGAUUUUCUAAAAUUCUUCCAAAAGAUAUACAUUGCUCAUAUUAAAAUCGUAAUAUCUUUCCAGAAGUCGAUCAAUGUCAGCAUCUCAAACACCAACCUUCGACAACAUUUCAUCAGCAUUUCGUUCCUCGUUUGGCGCCACAAAAAUGGCCAAAUCAGCUCCUCCACCUCCUCCUCCACCACAAUCCGAAUCACCUGCACCAAGUGUUUCACCAAUCAGUUUUGAUGGAAUUCGAAUGCGUCCACAUCUGGCGUCUCAAACCUCAUUGAUUUCUUAUGGAUGUCCACCGCCACUUCCUCCGAGAGAGGAAAUUGAUCCGAAUCGAACACUUAAACGAAAUCAGAAAAUUUGA
Molecule: messenger RNA, 20467 nt
Organism: Caenorhabditis angaria
Lineage: Eukaryota; Metazoa; Nematoda; Chromadorea; Rhabditida; Rhabditidae
Source: the annotation of a GenBank genome assembly